AAAAUGAAUGACUUCCACCUUGAUUUUAGCCCACUCAAGGAGCCCUUGGGUUUCAUCAAGCUUCUUGAAUGGCUCUUUUCUGUCUGUGUGUUUGCAACCUGUGGCAGAUAUAAAGGAGUGACUACAGUUCUAGUCUCCUGUGGAGAGCUUGUGAACAGAACAGUUACAGCUUCUUUUGGCUAUCCUUUCAGAUUGAAUGAAGUUAAAUUCACUUCUCCAGAUCCAACCCGUUGUGGUGGCACUUGGACUGACUUUUACCUUGUGGGAAACUUCUCCACAGCGGCACAGUUCUUUGUAACAUUGGCUGUCUUAAUGUUCUUGUACUGCUUGGCAGCUCUUGUGCUGUACCUUGGCUAUAUGCACUUGUAUCAGAACAUUAGCGCCUUCCCAAUGAUGGAUUAUGUCUUUACUCUCUGUACUACUUUUCUGUGGCUGGUCAGCACUGCUGCCUGGGCAAAGGCUCUUGUGGAUAUCAAAGUAUCAACGGGACCACACAUUGUGGAGGAAAUGUCCUCUUGCAAACUACUAGGCUCUUCCUGUGUAUUUGAUUCUGUUACCAGUAUGAGAAGUUUGAAUGUGUCUGUGGUGUUUGGUUUGGUCAACAUUUUUCUGUGGGGAGGAAAUGCUUGGUUUGUACAUAAAGAGACAAUCCUGCAUAAGCCGAGCGGUAAUUCCCCAAAUUCUGGGCUGUAUCCACCUGCAUCAGGAAUCUAAAUGGGAAAUGUCGCUUCUUAGCAAAACAGCCACAUGACAACAACCUGUUGCAACCAUUUGAAAAACACUGCAGUUCAAACAACUUUAAUAGUAAUUUGUUUUUCAUGAUUAUCAAACUCCAAGGCAUAUAUUCC
Messenger RNA from Euleptes europaea (tarantolino), 848 nucleotides. RefSeq names its product synaptophysin like 1 (gene SYPL1). The coding region runs from base 4 to 714 and encodes 236 amino acids. Gene Ontology annotation, cellular component: synaptic vesicle membrane; synaptic vesicle. The record is from RefSeq and is a predicted model, not a curated record. The transcript is spliced from 5 exons. Lineage: Eukaryota; Metazoa; Chordata; Lepidosauria; Squamata; Sphaerodactylidae.